This is a messenger RNA of Morone saxatilis (striped sea-bass), 3405 nucleotides long. RefSeq names its product TBC1 domain family, member 10C (gene tbc1d10c). The transcript has 12 exons. Lineage: Eukaryota; Metazoa; Chordata; Actinopteri; Moronidae. The coding region runs from base 289 to 3405 and encodes 1038 amino acids. The record is from RefSeq and is a predicted model, not a curated record.
AGCGGAGCAUAUUAUACAUUUAUCACACACCCUGAUGUCAUGUUACAACUGUGUAUCACUUGGCAGCUAAAAAAGAAUAUUUUCCAUAAAUAGUCAACUUUAUUGCUUUAAGGGAAGUUGAUUUAAGGGACAAUGUAUUUGUAAUACUGAGAGAGGGAGGCAGAGAGAGAGAGAGAGAGAGCAAUUGGGCGAGAGAGGAAGUUUGUCUUCCUCUCAUCACUGGAAGAUCUCACACUUCACCUCUUCAGCAACGGAGUGAGCAAAUAUGACGGAAAUUUAAAAAGCAAGAUGUUGAGUCCAUCGAGUCCAGCCCAGAAGAACCUCUGUGACGAGGACAGCUCUGGAUCGGAUGCAGGAUCAGAGGCUGGUCUGGAACCUGAGACAGACCGGUUUGGUUUCAUUGUGACCAAUGGAUCCACAGCAGGGAGUGUGGGCCCACCCCCUGAGUUGGUCAGGCAGAGGGAGGCCAAAUGGAUAAACAUCAUUGUCCAAUGGGAUCGCAUCUUGUUGAAGAAGACCAGUAAGGUCAAAGUGCAGUGUCAGAAAGGCAUCCCGGCCUCGCUCAGAGCUAAGUGCUGGCCGCUGCUGUGUGGCGCUACCGACAGGAUGAAACAAAACGAAAACCUCUACCAGUCUCUGGACUCACAGCCUGCUCUGCAGAGCUGGGUGGAUGUGAUUGAGAGAGACCUGGACCGACAGUUCCCUUUCCACGAAAUGUUCCUUUCCAAGGAUGGACAUGGGCAGCGUGGUUUGUUCCGGGUGUUGAAAGCCUACACUCAGUACCAACCAGAAGAGGGUUACUGCCAGGCACAGGGGCCCGUGGCUGCAGUGCUGCUGAUGAACAUGCCAGCUGAGGAGGCCUUCUGGUGUCUGGUGCAGAUAAGUGAGCAGUACCUGCCUGGAUACUACAGCCCACUGUUGGAGGGAGUCCUGUUUGACGCGGCCAUGCUGACCUGGGUGUUAAAAAGGACGUGCCCAGCUGCACACAAACAUCUACAGCACCACGGGGUGGAGCCCCUCAUGUUCGCCACUGACUGGCUGAUGUGUCUCUUCACACGUCACCUGCCCUUCAACACACUGCUCCGAGUCUGGGACCUCUUUUUCUGCUAUGGAGUGCGGGUGCUGCUCCAGGUGGCGGUGGUGCUGGUGCGUCGGGUGCUGGGCCGAGCUGAGCAGAGGAAGCAGUGUCAGGGUCAGAUGGAGACUCUAGAGAGGCUGAGGGGAGUCAGGGAGCAGGUCCAAGAGGAAGAUGACUCCUUCAUAGCAGAGGUGUGCUCGGUGCCGCUGUCAGCCAGAGAUCUGGAUAAGCAGACGGAGAAGGAGUUAGAAAAGUGGAGGAAAGACAGACCCUCAUCCACCUUUGACCCCAGAGGUCGCUGCUAUGGAUACCGGAUGGCGUGGGCGAGGGCUCGACAGAACGAGGAAGAACGGAACAGGAAAGAGAGAGAGAAAGGGAACCUGUCCGUCCCUCUUGCUCGCUCUGCCUCCACUCUCUCGCUGUCUCCCUCCAUCCUUCACAAGUGGAGGAAAGGGGGAAAGGUAAACGCGGGUGAAUGGGAGGGCGGCGGCAGAGUUGUAAGGCAUCUCUCGAUGGGAGCAAAGGAGGACUGGAGCAACUGGGCUGAUGUACGUUUUAAGAAGGUACAGGGCGUCCAGGAGGAGGAGGACACGGUUUCAGAAGAACAUGAAGAACAGAGUAAGCCGAAACAAACAGGAGAAAGUGAACAGAAAGAACCUACAAAGAUGGACACAAUCCAAAACAUACCAACCGAGCAUGUAGAAGAAACAGUUUUAGUAAAAGAACAAGUAGAAACAAGAAUCACAGAAAAGGAAGAAAGCCAACUCAAAGAGACAGAGACAGAGGAAAGCAAAAUGCUUUCAGAACAGACAGAAGAAACCAAUGUGGAGAUAGAACCAAACCAAGGUCCAGCCAAAGACCAGACUGUGGAAAAUAUUCUUCAGCAGGGCGAGGAGCUGGGCUCUUCCAGCCCGUCACAAGUCCUGGAACAGCAGAGUCACAAAAGCAAAGACCAGGACAUUGAGGUCAAAGACAAAAAUAAAGAGACAGAAAUACAAGAGGCAGAAAGUGAACCCACAGCUGCAGUGGAGAAAAAUCAGACUGAGACACAGAAAGAUGCUGAAGCAGAUACAAACACAGAGGUGGAGACGGAAGAAAGUGUGGACCCAAGUGAGGAACAGAUGAUUCAGGCUGACAUGAAACAAGAGGAGAGCUUAGAAAUUGAAAAUGUGCAACAGACGCAGGUGGACACAGUCACAGAGGUCUCAGAAACAGCGACUGAGACAAGCCCCAUCUCACAGACAGAUGAAGCGAUCACAGAGACACAAGCAGAAGCCAUAAAACUGUGUUCACCUGAAUACGUCCAACCACAAGAAGGUGCUGACUCAAAGUUGGUUGACACAGAGAGUGAGGCAGAAAUACCAGUUUCAAACGACACAGUGACGCAGUCAAGUGAAGCACUUGCUCAGUGUUCAGAGAAAGUGGUUAACGCAGCAGCAUCUGAACCUACAGAGGAAGAAGGAGAAAUUCUGACUGCACACUCAGGGGGUGACAAUGAUGAGACACAAGCAGAGGAAACACCAACAGAAACUCAGACGAAAGAGGAGACUAUGGACUCCACUGAACCUUCAGCACAGGCUGAGGCAGUGAGUCCCACCGCCGAGCCUGAUGGGGAGACAAGUUCAGUAGAAGUGAGUGCCUCUGAAACUGCAUCUGAACCACCAAAGAUCCAGGGCACUAUGGGUGGGGUGGAGGAGAAAGAAAGCCCAGGAGAUGUUCAAGAAGACACUGUAGGAGAGAACGACGUCUUCAUUUCUACUGAACCAACAGACUCAAAUACUGACAGUAACGCACAUGUCCAAGACACAGAGUCUCACUGUCCGAAAGACCAGACUGAGCCAAAUAACAGCGGCCUGACACAAGCCUCUGGGCGCCGCAACAGCCGGUCUUCUGGGGAUUUCUGUGUCCGCAAGUCAUCCAGCUCCCGUGGGUCCAGGUUAGGGCGUAGGCUCUCUGAAGAUCUCUUCACCGUGCCACAGAAAACUAGCCAAUCAGAAUCUAUCCCUAAUCAGCCAGAGGUUAAACGCACUGAAUCGCAGUCCAGUCCUGGAGCUGUAAACCCAACCCAAACUCCACCUGACGUGACUUCAGAAGUCACCUCGUCACUGCCUGCAGGAGCGGCUGAGAGGACAGAGGCACAGCAGGAGCAGAAGCCGCCCGACCCCCCUAAACGUUUUGGUCUCUUCCGUAGACUGAGAGGAGACCAGCCUAAAAAGGCCAAGGCAAAGGGGGCGGCCAAAAUGCAAGUCCCCAAAAUCUUGAUCCAAGACUUCAGUGAUGGAACUGGGAUGGAGAAACCGAUCCUUUCUUACUGUCCUUUCUGUUGA